AUGAAGUUCGACGACAAAUAUCUCUGGCAAAAUCUGGUUCAAGCGCUGCCGCUUGAGUUAGGGCUUCAAAUCUUUGGGACCGCACUAGGAUAUGUCUUUGCUACUUCGGUGACUCCUAUUGGCCAUGUCUGGAUAACACAAAGUCACCUGUGGUCUAUGAUUGGCAUUCAAAUAUUCAAAACAACUUUUGUUAUGCUCGCAAGUGGCCGGGACUCGAAUCAUUUGGUAUACAAAACCGCCCCCAAAGAUCCUAACUGGAUAUUUGCUGGCCCAGAGUACCACGCCCUCCAUCAUGUUUACCCAGAUCGUUAUAUUGGUUCAUUCAUCAAACUAUUCGACUGGGUAUGGGGUACUGCGUACUCCUUUCGAGGGAAACGCUUCGUGAUCACGGGUGGAAGCGGAGCCUUUGGCCAAGCUAUUGUGGCAGAGCUUGAACAAGAAGGAGUACAGAGCAUCCGCUGUUUGAAGUUCGGUGUUGAUUGGGACCAUCAGCACUUUGAAAAGGCUACCGCAGCACUUUCUGCGUGUGACGUCCUCAUCCUAGCCCACGGCACCAAAGGCCAAGAUACAGUGGAAUCGAAUUGCAAUUCAGCAGUCCAACUGGUGCGACUAUUUAAACAGAACAGAUCUUUCAACGAAACCAAUCCGACACUCCCAGAAGUGUGGUACGUUGGUAGUGAACUUGAGUUACUUCCAUCCUUUGGAAAUGAACAGCUACAACGUUACUCCGAGUCAAAACGGCUCUUUCUCCCACAUGCUCGUUCUUUCUUUGACAACCCUGAUAUACUUUACCGCCAUAUUGUCCCGUCCUCUUUUCGGUUACCCAUGGGGCCAGUUAUACUCCCAGCAGGCUGGGCAGCUAGGUGUGCAAUGUGCUGGAUCCGGAGAGGUGCCCGAUAUAUCCCUGUUACUUAUACGGGAAUUGCAUAUUUGAACUACUUCAAGUUUAUGCAUUGGGUUCCCUACGCGCAGGAUACAGAUAAAGUGUGA
Messenger RNA from Penicillium samsonianum, 990 nucleotides. RefSeq lists its product as uncharacterized. The transcript has a single exon. Lineage: Eukaryota; Fungi; Ascomycota; Eurotiomycetes; Eurotiales; Aspergillaceae. Bases 1 to 990 code for a protein of 329 amino acids. The record is from RefSeq and is a predicted model, not a curated record.